AUGAGAGAAAAGCGUACGAGAGUAUAUAUUUCUCUCUCUCUCUCUCUCUCUCUCUCUCUCUCUCUCUCUCUCUCUCCAUCUAUUUUAAUAUCUAUGUAUCUCACUCAAUAUAUAUUUGUUCAUCUAUCUCACUUGGUUUUUUCUUUCUUUUUUCCUCCCUUCUUGAUAUAUUUCUGUCACAUUAGGUGUAUCUAUCUAUCUAUCUAUCUAUCUAUCUAUCUAUCUAUCUAUCACUAUUUGCUCCUCUAUCCCACACGAUUCCCUUCUUUCUUUCUUUCUUUCUCAUUAUGCGUCUAUUUCACUCUCACUCCCACUCUCUAUCUAUCUAUCUAUCUAUCUAUCUAUCUAUCUAUCUAUCUAUCUUACCCUAUUAAUAUUUAUUUGUAUCUCUUUCUUUCUUUCUCUCUCUCUCUCUCUCUCUCCAUCUAUCUAAAUAUCUAUCUCACUCAAUAUAUAUUUGUUCAUCUAUCUCACUUAGUAUUUUUUCUUUCUUUUGUGUCUUUAUCUAUCUAUCUAUCUAUCUAUCUAUCUAUCUAUCUAUCUAUCUAUCUAUUUCACUCUAUUAAUAUAUAUUUUGCUUUUCUGUUUUCUUUUUCCUUCCAUACAUUAUACUUUCUCUUCCAUUUGUCUUCUUUUUCCAGUUUUCUUUCCCAAAGCACUUUCUUUCCUUCUUUUUUUUUCUCGAUUUCAUCAUUUAGAUCUCUUUCACUCUUCUCUGCUUUUUACACAUUUCUUAAUAAUUAA
Molecule: messenger RNA, 744 nt
Organism: Acanthosepion pharaonis
Lineage: Eukaryota; Metazoa; Mollusca; Cephalopoda; Sepiida; Sepiidae
Source: the annotation of a GenBank genome assembly